This is a messenger RNA of Mucor mucedo, 447 nucleotides long. RefSeq lists its product as uncharacterized. The transcript has 4 exons. The coding region runs from base 1 to 447 and encodes 148 amino acids. The record is from RefSeq and is a predicted model, not a curated record. Lineage: Eukaryota; Fungi; Mucoromycota; Mucoromycetes; Mucorales; Mucoraceae.
AUGCAUUUGUAUUUAAAUGAAUGGGAUAAAGCAUUCUUUGACAAUGGUGUAUCUGAAACGAAACGCUCAAAAUGUCUCAGUCAAGUGACAAAGUUUUUAACCUACAACAAAGAUAGUUUUCAAAUCCCAGUGUCUGUAAAACAUCUUGAAUUCUCUAGACUGUUAAUGACUGGUAUUUCAUGGAAGCGUAUAUCUAAUUCUGGAAAAACACUCGUAGGAGGAUCAAGACAACAGGUGAAUGAGGAACAGGGAAGGGGCAAAGAAAAGAAAACUUCUACCAAGAUAAGACCACUUCUUAGAAAACGACGACGAAAGAAUACCUUUGUGUUGAUACUGAUUGAUGGUGUUCGUAAUACCCUAUGGCAAAGAGACAUCGAUGCUUCAAGAAAUAUGCAUCGUAUCUUUGAUACCUUGGUUACCACAAAUGAGAUCCCAAUCAUGAUUUGA